This is a messenger RNA of Lotus japonicus, 2215 nucleotides long. Its product is annotated as protein DETOXIFICATION 44, chloroplastic. Gene Ontology annotation, biological process: transmembrane transport. The coding region runs from base 111 to 1745 and encodes 544 amino acids. The transcript has 13 exons. Gene Ontology annotation, cellular component: membrane. Gene Ontology annotation, molecular function: antiporter activity; xenobiotic transmembrane transporter activity. The record is from RefSeq and is a predicted model, not a curated record. NCBI's taxonomy places the organism in Eukaryota, Viridiplantae, Streptophyta, Magnoliopsida, Fabales, Fabaceae.
UACUUAAGUUAUAUCCGUUAGUUUCAAAAAACAAAUAAAAAUUGCAGAUAUGGCUAUGCUUUCUCUUCGUUUACCACUCUGAUUCUAAUGCUCCAAACUGUGAACUGUGAAUGGCGUCUUCUCUCUCCACCUGUUUUCUUUGUACACACUCUUUCAAAUUGAAAUCUCUUCCAACAAACAAAUCUUCAUCACUGACCACAAAGCCUCCUUGCUUCACUCUUCCUCGUGUUCGAUUUUCACCUAAAGCGUAUAAACACGAUGAGAGUGCCAGCACCACUGAUUCUGUUGAAACUCCACCCCUCCAACAAUCUUCACCUAAACCGCCUCAGAAUCCCUUCUCUUCUCUGCUUCAUCCUCUCAGAAAUGGGUGGCUUAAAUAUGAUGAACUUUGGAUGGAGAUACUAUCCAUUGCCCUGCCUGCUGCUGUGGCCUUGGCAGCUGACCCGAUUGCCUCAUUGAUCGACACAGCAUUUGUUGGCCAUAUAGGGGCAGUUGAAUUAGCUGCAGUUGGGGUUUCAACUUCUGUGUUUAAUCUAGUCUCAAAAGUGUUCAAUGUUCCUUUGCUUAAUAUUACUACGUCCUUUGUUGCGGAGGAGCAGGCUCUGAUUAGCAAGGAGGAAGAUAUCAGUGGUACUGGUGAAAAUGGCAAGUCCCAAAAUAAAAAGCUUCUUGCUUCAGUAUCAACUUCUUUAGCACUUGCAGCAACUCUUGGAAUUGCUGAAACUGUGGCGCUUUCCCUUGGAUCUGGCAUCAUUAUGAAUAUCAUGGGUAUACCUGCUGAUUCUCUAAUGCGUGGACCUGCCCAGCAAUUCCUUACACUGAGGGCCUUUGGUGCUCCAGCAAUUGUGAUUGCAUUAGCCGUACAAGGCACUUUCCGAGGAUUUAUGGAUACAAAGACACCUCUAUACGCUGUUGGUGCUGGAAACUUUCUUAAUGUCAUAUUAGAUCCAAUACUAAUAUUUCUUCUUGGUCUUGGUGUUGGCGGUGCUGCAAUUGCUACAGUGAUCUCUGAAUAUUUAAUAGCUUUCAUUCUUCUAUGGAAAUUGAGUGACCAAGUGCUGCUAAUCCCAUUUGACUUCGAUGGGAGAAAAUUAUUCAGCUAUCUGAAAUCUGGGGGUUUUCUUCUUGGCAGGACUUUGGCUGUGUUUAUAACUAUGACACUGACAACAUCUAUCGCAGCUAAGCUGGGGCCCAUACCUAUGGCAGGUCAUCAAAUUUGCAUGCAAGUUUGGUUGUCUAUAUCUUUGCUCACUGAUGCCUUGGCACUUGCUGGUCAGGCUCUUCUUGCCGGUAGUUACUCCCUGGGAAAUUAUGCGCAAGCACGCCUCAUUAUAUACAGAGUGAUACAGAUUGGUCUGGGAGUUGGAAUCACUUUGUCUAUAAUCUUGUUCUUUGGGUUUGGAGCAUUUACUAGUUUAUUUACCACAGAUUCAGAAGUUCUGGAUGUUGCUCGGUCAGGUCUAUUGUUUGUUGCUGGAUCUCAACCAGUAAACGCUUUGGCAUUUGUUAUUGAUGGGAUUUAUUAUGGGGUAUCAGACUUUGAAUAUGCUGCUUACUCGAUGGUGCUAGCUGGACUAUUUUCUUCAAUUUUUCUGCUGGUGGUUGGUCCAAUAUUUGGACUUCCUGGAGUUUGGGCAGGAUUGUUUAUCUUCAUGACUUUGCGUGUUCUAGCUGGAGUUUCAAGGUUAAGCAGCAAACGCGGUCCAUGGAAUGUCAUCUGGUAUAAAGAUGGACCACAAGAUUGACUAACAUGCAUUUAAGACCACCCAUUUAGAAUCAAGAAGCUCCAACUUUCACUGAUCAGGCCAAAAUGGUGUUGUGAGGAUGCUCAAGACACGAUUCUCAACUCUCAGGAGCUCUAAUAAGCAGAAACUAAAGCUAUGCGCCCUCUCCCGGUUCUCAAAUCCACUCCAAAAGAAUACAGGACCGUAGUAAAUUAUUAGAAUGUUGCAGUAAUUGCUACUGCAAACCAAUUUCCAAAAUCUUGCUGGUACAAGUAGAGUUUGAAAGGCCAAAAGAAUCACAGGGAAGAAGAAAAAUUAUUGAAUGACCAGCCUGUAGUGUAGAAGUCAAGUCUUCUGGCUUCUGUUGUAAAUUUGUGCUUAUCAUUAAGGGAGCCGCAUCAGAUUGGCGUUGGCUCCAUUUUAACUUUCCAAUGAUGUUAUUCUCAUUCUGUACAUAUUCCACAAAUGAUUGAUGUUAUGUUUGCACUCAA